Messenger RNA from Neoarius graeffei (lesser salmon catfish), 852 nucleotides. Its product is annotated as L-rhamnose-binding lectin CSL2-like. NCBI's taxonomy places the organism in Eukaryota, Metazoa, Chordata, Actinopteri, Siluriformes, Ariidae. The record is from RefSeq and is a predicted model, not a curated record. The transcript has 9 exons. Bases 150 to 575 code for a protein of 141 amino acids. Gene Ontology annotation, molecular function: carbohydrate binding.
UUUAUAAAUAAGGAGCAGACUGUUAGUUCAGUUUAGGGGAGACUGUAGUCUUCUAACGGCAGUAGAGGGAACCUCAUUCUACCAUUGCUGAGAAUUUAUAUUGGCACAGUACUUGAAGUUUCAGCUUCAACGUUGACACAUCCAGCAUCAUGAUACUCCUGAAGCUCACGUUACUCACCUUACUUAUUGCAGCUCAUGACAGGCAUGUUUCUGGAGAGCUUAUUGAGGCUCCUGACUGGGAUGUUUCUGGAGAGGAAAUGAUUACCUGUGAUCCCCAGCGCAGCACUUGCCCAAUAAUUGUUACCUGUGAUGGUGGUACUGCUGUGCUGAACUGUGGUGCUCGCCGUAUAAGGAUACUCAGAGUUUUCUAUGGCCGACUCAAUCGCACCACAUGUGCUGCAGGACGACCCAUCCAACAAAUCUGCAACACAAGAUGCUCUUCGCGUAAAGCAUAUUACACCGUUUUAGCUCGGUGUAAUAAAAAGAACUACUGUUACGUGCCUACUUCAUGCUUAGCUGACCCCUGCUAUGGCACUUACAAGUACCUGAGAAUUGCAUACAACUGUGUCCGCUAACUUGAGGGACUCAAGCUUUCUCCCCAGUGACCUCUCUGAAGCCCGAAAAAGGAUGAGACCAAGUUUUAUAUUUGCAAACAUGUAGAUAUUAGAGUGCACAAGUUUUGGUGUUGGUGUGCUUUACAUUUGCAUGUUAUAUAAUCAACUGCUGUAAUGAUUCCCCCACCCUUGAAACUUAGUUAUUUGCUUUUGCAUGUAAUCACUUUCCUCCUAAACUCAUUAACUUUACUAAUGAUUCUGCAAUAAACGAUCCUCUGCAUAAGCAUAACAGAGAUGC